Messenger RNA from Poecilia reticulata (guppy), 1088 nucleotides. The record is from RefSeq and is a predicted model, not a curated record. Lineage: Eukaryota; Metazoa; Chordata; Actinopteri; Cyprinodontiformes; Poeciliidae.
CGUAUAACCUGUUUGUAAAACGAAAACAUAUUUAAUAAUCGUAGAUUGUUUCUGGUUAUUUCGUGUUUGAUAAACUCAAGAGAGCAGCAGGAAGCUAACAGCUGUUAGCAACCGCAGAUCAACAAACAGGAAACUAGAGUUUACAAAGACCGGAUGUGACGACAGAAGUUAUGUGAAAUAAAAUGGACACAGAAUCCGUCUCUGGAUGCUGAACGUCCGCGCUCUGCUGGGGAUCGGCUUCCUGGUGACCUCGCGACCUUGCGCGGCCUCUCUGGCUCAGGCGGGGUCAUGCGCUGCAGCUGACCGCCACUGUUUGACGGGCAGAGCGGCGUCUACGAUGGCCCACGCCGUCAGACAUCUCGGGCAGGAGGAGGCCCAGAAGAUCGACGAGGAGCUGUUCAGCGAAUACGGCUUCAGCGUGGACCAGCUGAUGGAGCUGGCCGGACUCAGCUGCGCCACGGCCGUCACACGGGCGUACCCGCUGUCCUCUCUGGUCAAAGCCAGACCGUCUCUGCUGGUGAUCUGCGGACCAGGAAACAACGGCGGCGACGGGCUGGUCUGCGCCCGACACCUCAAGCUGUUUGGUUACGAGCCCGCCGUCCUGUACCCGAAGCGGCCCAGCAAGCCGCCGUUCCAGGGUCUGACCACGCAGUGCGAGAAGAUGGAGAUCCCCUUCCUGACGGACAUGCCUGAGGCGAAAGUGAUCGAUGAGGCGUACAACCUGGUGAUCGACGCCAUCUUUGGCUUCAGCUUUAAGGGCGCCGUGCGGGAACCGUUCGGCUCCAUCCUGGACGUUCUGAAGAAGACCACGGUUCCCGUCGCCAGCAUCGACAUCCCAUCAGGUCGGGACCACAAACGUAGAGUCAGUCACAGCUUCCUGAUUGGCUGAUGGAGAAACAGGAAACUGCUUUAUAUUAGAAGUUACAAUUCCAACUCCAGUCUGCUUGUCUAGUCAAAGUCCGGUCCGGUUGAGGUGUGAACGCUAACCGACCUCUGACCUCUGGUCCUCCAAACGUCGGUCUGGGUUUGGUUUGAACGCUAAGCGGACCAGAGACCGCUUCAGAAGCAGGAAGUGGACUACAGCGCAG